UUCUGACUUUUCCUGCCGUGGGCGUUCGCGUCUGAGACGCCAACUCAUCAAACAUUCCCAACAAUGGCCCAAGAAAGCACCUCAGGCUUCGUUGAACGCGUUCAGUCCUUUGUCGCGGAACACAAGACCGCCAUCUUGGUUGGCACAGGUGUUGCUGUGGCAGUCGGUGGUGCUGUCCUAUACGCCUCCUCUUCGUCUUCCGACAAAAAGGACCGGAAGAAGGGCAGCAAGCCUUCCAAGAAGCGAAAGUCGGUCAAGGAUGCUGAUGGGCCUAUUUUGGAGGAAAGGACGCCGAAGGCGGAGGCGGCUGCUGAUGAAGACGCGACGCCCUUGUCGCCGGAGGCACUCGCUGCCAUGUCCACCGAGGAGCGAACCACGCUAGCUGCUUCCUACAAGAGCAAAGGAAACACUGCGUACUCCACGAAAAAAUUCGCGGCCGCUGCCCAACUUUAUACCCUUGCCAUAGAUGUGUCACCAAAACCGGAGCCUGUGUACUACAGCAAUCGUGCAGCCUGCUAUGUCAACAUGAGUCCACCCAAACACGAGCUCGUGAUUGCGGACUGCGACGAAGCGCUGAAGCUGGACCCUAAUUAUGUGAAAGCGAUGAACCGACGUGCCAUGGCUUUGGAGGGUUUGCAUCGCUAUGCCGAAGCUCUGCGCGACUUUACCGCCGCAACGAUUUUGGAUAAAUUCACGAACCAGGGGGCUGCUCAGUCAGUUGAGCGUGUUUUGAAGAAGCUGGCGGGAGAGAAGACGACGGAAAUCCUUGCUUCCAGAGAACCUCGUCUGCCCUCCUUCACCUUUAUCUCCGCCUACUUUGCUGCCUUCCGUCCAAGACCGUUACCGGACAUUGGCGAAUCCCCGAGCACCGGCGACUCGACCUUAGUUCUCGCUCUAGAAGCCUUGGCUGCGGAGGACUACCCACAUGCGGUGUCACUGUCCAACGAAGCUAUCGAACAAGGUCUCUCUUCCGAUGCUCUGCGUGCUGAAGCGCUGAACCUGCGGGGGACAUUCAAGUUUUUGACUGGGGAGGUUGAGAGUGCCAAGACCGAUUUGGAGGAGAGCACGAAACUGUCGCCAGCAUUGACGCAGAGCUUGGUGAAGGUUGCCAGUGUGUACAUGGAACAGGGCGAUCCCACCAAGGCGUUCGAGUGCUUCGAUGCGGCCAUUCGGCAAAAUGCAGAUGAUCCCGACAUCUACUACCACCGGGGACAGGUUCUCUUCAUCAUGGGUGAAUACACAGACGCGGCCGAGAACUACACCAAGUCUAGCACCCUUGAUCCCGACUUUGUGUUCAGCCACAUCCAGUUGGCUGUUGCCCAGUACAAGGGAGGCAACAUUGCGAACAGCAUGGCUACCUUCCGGCGAACACUGAAGCAGUUCCCUAACCGGAGUGAACCACACAACUACUAUGGCGAGCUUCUCCUUGACCAGCAGCGCUUUGCGGAAGCCGUUGAAAAGUUCGAGCGCGCUGUAGAGCUUGAGAAGUUAAAGUCCCCACCGAACGUCCUUGCCCUGGUCAACAAGGGUCUUGCACUGUAUCAAUGGAAACAGGACGUCGGGGCCGCUGAACGGUGCUGCAACGAGGCUGUCAGGAUAGAUCCCGAGUGUGAAGCUGCCGUGGCGACACUGGCACAGCUGAGCUUGCAGCAAGGUCGGAUCGAGAAGGCGGUCGAGCUUUUCGCGCGCCAAGCCGAGCUGGCAAGGAGCGAGCCCGAGCUUUCCAGUGCCCUGACCUAUCAAUAUGCUUCUUCAGCACAACUCGAAUUUAGGCAGAAUUAUCCCGCGAUGGCAUCUGAGCUUCGUGCUAUGGCUCAGCAGAUGUAAUGGCUUUUCAAUACCUCUGCAAGUUACAUAAUCUAUUAGUUACAAUAAACCUCUUCUCGUGAUUCCCCUCGCAGAUCACAGACUCAUUAUAUUGCUGCGGCACAACAGGGACAGACCAAAGUCAUUUCGUUCGUUCCAUUGCGUGAAAUAAGUGGUAGACCGGACACCAGCGAAUGCUCCAAAUCAACCGACUCUUCCCAUCGUUCCGGUACCUUGUGACCGUCGGACAAAGCAGCAUAUAUCGUCCGUCGCGCGUAGGCCACAUCUCGUGCAUUCCCCGUGAUGCCCAACCCCGG
Messenger RNA from Mycena citricolor, 2123 nucleotides. The record is from the annotation of a GenBank genome assembly. Lineage: Eukaryota; Fungi; Basidiomycota; Agaricomycetes; Agaricales; Mycenaceae.